GGUUAGCUUUCGGGUGAGAAAUUGUGCGACAGAAUGGAUUUCGAGCAGGUGCUGGAUACGUGUGGCAGCUUCGGUCGCUAUCAGAUAUUACUGCUGAUCCUAUAUGGCUACACAAAUAUAUUGUCAUCAUUCCAUUAUUUUGCACAAACCAUCAUCAGUUUUACGCCGGAGCACAGUUGCGUCCAACCCGAAUUAGCAUCAAAUGGGCUUCAAAUCUUCCACAACAACACGCGCUCAAGAUGCAGCUUCAUCGAGCUCAAUGAGAAUACUGGGGAGAUUAAUAAGGAGGCGAGAUGCCAGGCCUGGAAAUACGAACGAGAGAGCGGUUAUGAGAGCGUAACAACUGAGCUGAAUUGGGUGUGUGACGAUGCUUACAAGCUGGCCGUGGGUCAAUCCUUCUUCUUUGUGGGCUCUGUCGUCGGUACUAUAUUCUUUGGUUAUCUGGCCGAUAGAAUUGGACGUUUGCCUGCUUGUGUGUUGACCACCUUAACGGGAGCUACUGGCGAUUUUAUAACCUCAUUCGUGAGCAAUUUGCCGCUCUUUUCAAUGGGCCGCUUCAUAUCUGGUUUAUCCACAGAUACGGUCUAUUAUUUAAUGUUCAUAUUGGUUUUUGAGUAUCUCAGCCCGAAACGUCGCACCUUUGGCCUUAAUAUCGUGGUAGCCGUCUUCUACUGCAUGGCGCUCAUUGCUUCUCCCUGGUUGGCCAUAUGGGUUGGCACUUGGCGCCAUUAUCUCUGGGUGGCCUCACUGCCCGCGCUAGGAGUGCUCUGCUAUCCAUGUCUGCUCUUCGAGAGCGCCGAGUGGCUGUUGACCAAGCAAAGAUACGACAAAGCUGCAAAUUGUCUGCGACGCAUCGCCAAGAUCAAUGGAAGACAGGUUGACGAGUCGGUGUUUGAGGAGUUUAAGGAGUUUUAUCGAAACAAAACGAUGGAGCAGUCCAAAUUCAAUACUCAAAUGGACACUUUUAUGGACAUGUUCAGAACUCCACGCAUGCGCAAGUUUACAAUAAUACUGCUCAUCAAAUCCAUGAUCAUCACCGUUGCCUUUGACAUUGUCAGUCGAAACAUGGAGGGCGUUGGCACUUCUCCCUUCAAACUCUUCUCCUACACAAGCAUUACCUAUUUGCCUGCCGGCCUCACAAUAAUAUUCUUUCAAAACUUCAUUGGUCGCAAGGGCAUGGCCUUCGCCUCUCUGCUUAUAGGUGGCAUCAUUACUGCCGCCACAGGCUAUUUGGUGGCCACCUUGGAUCCGACGCAGCAUGCCGUACUCUUGGCCUUCAUGGUGGGUCUGGGGCGCUUCGGGGCCGUGGUAGCUUAUGAUGCCGAGGCCCAGUAUGCUGCCGAAAUCAUACCGACAAGUGUGCGUGGACGUGGCGUGGCCAACAUACAUGUUGUGGGAUAUGGAUUUGGUUUCUUCAGCUCGUACAUUAUUUAUUUGGGCACCUUUUAUAAGCCCCUUCCAGCGCUCUUCAUCAGUGUGCUGAUGCUUAUUGGGGCGGCCCUGUGCCUGGCACUUCCCGAAACUCUAAACAAAAAGCUGCCGCAGACUGUAGCGGAGGGCGAAACCUUCGGCAUUGGGGAGAAAUGGUUCUACUUCCCCUGCUUCGAAAGGAAACGACGGAAGAAGGAAGCGCAAUUCCCAACAGCUGCUGUGUCUACCAUUGUUAUCUCGAGUGCCAGCAAACCUUAAGCUAAAUAAAUACAACUAUUUAUCAAUGAUAAAUAUUUACCUUGUUUACAAUCUCUCACAAGUUGUUGUAUAAUAUUGUAGACAGUAGUUUAGAUGAAGCUGUUUUAUUAGUAACCAAUUCAUUAAUAAAUGUUUAUUAAUGUUUGAAACAA
This is a messenger RNA of Scaptodrosophila lebanonensis, 1841 nucleotides long. Its product is annotated as organic cation transporter protein-like. Gene Ontology annotation, biological process: transmembrane transport. Lineage: Eukaryota; Metazoa; Arthropoda; Insecta; Diptera; Drosophilidae. The record is from RefSeq and is a predicted model, not a curated record. Bases 34 to 1689 code for a protein of 551 amino acids. Gene Ontology annotation, molecular function: transmembrane transporter activity. The transcript has 6 exons.